Molecule: messenger RNA, 2043 nt
Organism: Ostreobium quekettii
Lineage: Eukaryota; Viridiplantae; Chlorophyta; Ulvophyceae; Bryopsidales; Ostreobiaceae
Source: the annotation of a GenBank genome assembly
AUGCCAACUGCAACUGCAUUCUAUUGUGGCGGUGCAGGUGCAGCAAACCAAGCUGCACCCGUGCCCCAGGUGUCCCAGACACGCACAGAUGGGUCUGGGUGGCAAACAACCCAAAGCACUGGCAUGACCGGCACUGUGCAGCCCUUCUUCAUCAAGCCGAAUGUCCCAAAGCAGAGGGCAAGGAGUCCCAUGCGCAGGGCUGUGAAGACCCAGCCAGCCGAUCAAUCUCCACAGUACACAAAGGUGCCCGAUGCAGCCAAGCCAUCUGCGGAGCCGUUUCCAGGCUCCCUCAAGUGUUUCGCGGAGCGGUUCUUCAACCGGUACCCUGAGAAGCACUACCCCAACGCGCCUCACAAGCUCGAGGUCCUCAUCCACGACGCCAGGGCCAAAGGCGAGCUGUGGUCCCGCAACUGGGAUGCCUUCCCCUUGCCUGAGCUGGACCAGCAGCCUCCCCCGGCAGCGGACUCGGUGGCCCAGAACUUGUCAAGCAGAAGGGAGCGUCGCCCAAACAGGUGGAGUGCUUGGACGGAAAAUAAUGAAACCGCCAGGGAGAGCCACACGUCCACGUCACAACGAGCCCAUUCCAAGCAGGGAGGUGUCAAUGCCAGCGACAGGGGCUGGGCUGGCGUCGAAGCAGAUGUCAGCCUGAGGGAUGGUGAAAGGGUGGGCAAGUCGCACAUCAUUCGGAAGGCUCGCCAGGCGUUCAAGGAGGAUGAUCUUGAUGCCAUGCAGGAGUCGGUCAGCCUGUCAAACUGGGACAACCAAUGGGAGGGAGGCCGCAGGAGGGGGAAGCGUGGGGCCAAGAGAGGGGCCAGGGCUGUUGAGCACGAUGACGAUUCUCAGCCCAGCAACGACACUGGGUAUGAAUACAAGCGCAAGGGUCCCGGGAGCGCAAAGAGGCAGAAGGUGAACAGCAAGAGCUUCCCAGAUGCAGAGGCGGUGAAGCGGCACAGGCGGGAGGAGCGUUUUCAAGACACUUUGGGUGACAAUGUGCUGGAGGUCAAGCCAGCAAAGAAGCAGAACUUCAUUCACCCAUUGUCUGACGCCAGGGAAGAGGACUUUUGCGACGUUGUCAUCAAGGGUGUUUCUCGACAACUUGAGAAAAGCUAUCUACGGCUGACAUCAGCUCCUGAUCCGGAGACAGUUCGACCUGAGCCGGUGCUUGAGCUUGCACUUGCAAGGCUGAUCAAACUGUUAGGAAAUAGGGAGGUCACCUACCUAUAUGCAGGCGAUCAGUUGAAGGCCAUCCGUCAGGACUGCACUGUGCAGCGCAUCCGCAACCAUCUUGCUGUGCGCGCGUACGAGGCAGCAGCCCGAGCCGCCCUGGAGUAUGGCGACAUCGCAGAGUUCAACCAGUGCCAGUCGGUGCUGCAGGGUCUGUAUGACGAGGGCGUGGAGGGCUGUGUGCCUGAGUUUCUGGCGUACAGGAUACUGUACCAAGCAGUGCACUCUGCGCUGGGAGAGAGCAGGGGCCUGCGCAACACGCUUCAGCACAUGACUGAGCAGGAAGCGAAUGACAUCGUGGUGGGCCAUGCACUGAAAGUUAUGGAGGCCUUGCAGCUGGACGACUUCUGGAGCUUCUUCGAGCUGUAUACGAAAGCCCCCAACCUUGGGCGUGCCCUGAUGGACCAUGUUCUGAGGUUUAAGCGAUUUGGGUUCAUAAAGAUGCUUGCAGCAGCAUUCAGGCCAUCGGUGUCAGUUGGUUUCCUUGCAGAGGCUCUUUGCUUCUACAGUGCAGCAGCGCCCGGCAGCAGUAGCGAAGACGGCAAAAUUCCUCCCGGUUGCUCCCUGGUGUACUUCCCUGGGAAGGCUGGAACGAAGACGGAUGUCGAAGAAGGAUCUGCAUUAUGCAUCGAGUGGCUGGAGAAACAUGGUGCUGUGUUGGAACAAAAGACAGGUAGUGCUAGGGCCUCUGAAGUUGUUGUGAACACGAAACUCAGCCUCAGUAAGCUCUACCUCCCUGAGGAUGAAGAAGCCGUAGCACAUGGGGAUGCCAAUCUAGGCCUGUCAGACUUUCUUGCGAAACCAACACUUAUGGCAUGA